UGAUGCUUUCAGCUCAGAAAGGGAGAGAGAGAGAGAGAGAGUGAGAAAGAGAGAGAGAGAGAGAGAGAGAGAGAGAGAGAGCGAGCUUCAAAGCAGUAAACAUCUGUGAUGUGGCGUAAGGCAUGCUUGAAGAGAAAAUGAAAGUAAAAGAGUGAAGAAAAGCUGUGCAGAUAUUCGCCUUCAUCGCAUGGUCAUUAUAAUCUUAUCUGGUACAGGAACCCAAAAACAGAAACAUUAUUCUACACUGAUUUUAUCAACAUCCACAGAACCUUCAGACAGGAGUGAUGCUGAGGCAAAAAAGAAAAGAUUGAUUCCCACCACCGCAUACCUGUGCUGAUCACUGACCAACAGCAGGCAAUCAAAUUUCUGAAACAAUGUCAACAAAGCCUGAGAAGAAUAAUGCCUCUACGAUGAGUGACACAGAGGAUGCUGACAUUCAAAGCUGUGUGUCCAUGAAGAGUGACCAAUCAAAAGACCCUCCCCACAAUUUCAUAGAGGAAAAAAUACCCAAAGAUGAAAGGAGACCAAGCUCACCUUCAUCCAGCUGUGUGUCCUUGAAGAGUGACCAAUCCAAAGACCCCCCUCACAACUUCAGAAAUGAAGAAUCACGUACUCAAGAAAGGAGAUCAAGCUCACCGUUAUCCAGCUCUGUGUCCAUGAAGAGUGACCAGUCUAAGGACCCCCCUCACAACUUCAGAAAUGAAGAAGCACCAGCUCAGGAGAGGAGACCAAACUCCCCUUUAUCCAGCUGUGUGUCCAUGAAGAGUGACCAGUCCAAAGACCCCCCUCACAACUUCAGUGGUGAAGAAUCAUCUACUCAAGAAAGGAGACCAGGCUCACCUAGAACCAGCUGUGUGUCCAUGAAAAGUGACCAGUCAAAAGAUCCACCUCACAACUUCAGAAAUGAAGAAUUACCUGCACAGGAAAGGAGACCAAGCUCACCUAGACCCAGUGGUGUGUCCAUGAAGAGUGACCAGUCAAAAGACCCUCCUCACAACUUCAGAAAUAAAGACUCACCAGCUAAAGAAAGGAAGAGACGAGGCUCAUCCAGACCCAGUUGUGCGUUCAUGAAGAGUGACAAGUCUAAAGACCCCCCUCACAACUUCAGAGAAGAAUUACCCACAGAGGAACAGGGUUUGCAUGAAAAAUUGGAGCCUAAUUUACAGACUUUCGGUGACCAGGAAAGUUUUAAGAAGACCCCGGAUCUUUGUCGCAUCUUCUCUGACCUGGAGAACAAAAUAAUUGUUUUCAUCAAGCAUGAGCUGGAGCGGUUCAGGAAGAUUCUGACAAAAGAAAACACAAAAUACUAUGAAAAGCUGACAGAUGACUGGUGCAGCGCUAAAGAGGGAGCUCUUAACCUUGCUUUGCACUUUUUGAAGAAGAUGAAGCACGAUAACAUUGCUGAUGCACUGGAGACAAAUGAGCUGGUUGUCAUUCGUCAGUGUGAACUCAAGUCCAAUAUGAAAAACAAGUAUACACGUAUAUUUGAAGGAAUAGCACAGAGAGGUGGUUCUAGUCUCCUAAACAAAAUCUACACAGAUCUCUACAUCACAGAGGGUGUUAAGGCCAAAGAUGAACCUGAGCUGAAAAAGAUUGAGGCGGCAUCCAAGAAUCAGGAAACAACAGAGAUCCAAAUUCAGUGCAAUGACAUGUUCAAACCGUUAAGUGAAGAAGACAAACCCAUCAGAACUGUGAUGACACAGGGCAUUGCUGGUAUUGGAAAAUCAGUCUCUGUGCAGAAGUUCAUUCUAGAAUGGGCAGAAGGAACUGAAAAUCAGAGAAUUAAGUUCAUCUUCCCACUUCCAUUCAGAGAGCUGAAUUUGAAGGAGGGAAAACACAGUCUGAUGGAUAUUCUUAACCAGUUUUUCCCAGAGACGAAAGGACUGAGAUUUCGGGAAAAGUACAAAGUCAUGUUUGUCUUUGAUGGUCUAGAUGAAUGCCGGCUCCCUCUAAAUUUCAAGAAAAACGAGCUUUGCACUAAUGAAACACAGAAAGCAUCGUUAGAUGUUCUGCUGACAAACCUCAUCAAGGGAAAUCUGCUGCCCUCUGCUCUGAUCUGGAUAACCACUAGACCAGCAGCUGCUGCUAAAAUCCCUGCUGAGUUUAUCGACCGGGUGACAGAGGUGCGCGGCUUCAAUGAUGAGCAGAAAGAUGAAUACUUCAGAAAGAGAAUCAGUGAUCAGGACCUGGCCAACAAAAUAAUUGAUCACAUCAGAGAAUCAAGAAGUCUCCACAUCAUGUGCCACAUCCCUGUCUUCUGUUGGAUCUCAGCCACUGUACUCGAGCGACUUUUGGAAGGAACACAGAAUGAAGACACUCCAAAAACACUGACACAAAUGUACACACGAUUUCUGAUCUUCCAGACCAUACAGAAAAAUCAGAAGUAUGAUGAGCACACUGCUUCGGAUGUACCCUGGGAUAAAGAUGGCAUAUUGGCCCUAGGAAAACUGGCUUUUCAGCACUUGGAGAAGAACAACCUGAUCUUCUACAGCGAGGACCUGAGAGUGUGCGGUAUUGAGAUCAGUGAAACUUCAGUAUACUCUGGAGUGUGCACACAAGAGACUGGGAUGUUUCUGGGCACAGUGUACAGCUUUGUUCAUCUGAGCAUUCAGGAGUUUAUUGCUGCUUUGUAUGCAUACAUUUGUCUCAACAAUGACAAGAAGAAUGUCUUUUCCCACCAGAACACAUCACAGGAAAAUGGAAAUGAGACCAGUGUUAGUUUGCUGAAGACUGCAGUCGACAAGGCUUUAGAGAGUGACAAAGGCCACCUGGACCUCUUCCUUCGCUUCCUUCUAGGUCUCUCACUGGAGACCAAUCAGGUGCUCAUACGAGGUUUGUUGACCCACACAGGAAGCAGCUCUGACAGCAACAAGGAAAUAGUCCAGUACAUUAAAGAUAAGUUUGGGGAAAAUCCAUCUCCAGAGAGAUCAAUCAAUCUCUUCUACUGUCUGAAUGAACUGAAUGACCGUUCUCUAGUGCAGGAAAUGCAGAAGCAAAUAAAAGAUGGAACACUUUCUAUGAGUGAACUCUCACCUGCACAGUGGUCAGCUCUGGUCUUUGUGUUGCUGACCAGAUCAGAGGAGAAGCUGGAAGUUUUUGACCUGAAGAAGUUCAUCGGAUCAGAUGAAUGUCUUAAGAAACUGCUUCCAGUGGUCGAAACUUUUAAAACAGCUCUGCUCAAUGACUGUGUAUUGACAGAGACCAGCUGCUCAGCUUUAGUUAAACCUCUAAGCUCAGAAUCGUCAAAGCUGACUGAGCUGGACCUUAGUGACAAUGCUCUACAGGACUCAGGACUAAACCUGCUCUCUGCUGGACUAAAUAGCAAAAACUGUAAACUGGAGGAACUGAGGCUUAAUAACUGUAGCCUAACAAAGGAAAGCUGUCCAGUUAUGGCUUCAAUUUUCAGCUUAGAGCAUUCCAAGUUGAAAAGCCUGGAACUGAGUAAAAACAAUCUGCUGGAUUCAGGAGUGCGGCAUCUUACUGCUGGAUUGGAGAAACCACAGGUUAAGCUCAAAACAUUGAGGCUGUGUGACUGCGGUAUAACAGAGCAAGGCUGUGCUGCUUUGGUUUCAGCUCUAAAAUUAAAUUCCUCAUCACACUUGAUAGAGGUGGAUCUGAGUGAGAAUAAAGUUGGAGAUGCAGGAGUGGAGAAGCUCUCUGAAAUACUGAAUAAUUAUAGUUGCAAACUGGAAAAACUGAAACUCAGCAAAUGUUGCAUCACAGAAAAAGGAUAUGCUGCUCUGGCUUCAGCUCUGAAAUCAAACCGCUAUUCAUGCCUGAUGGAUUUGGAUCUCAGAGAGAACGAUCCUGGAGAUACAGGAGUGAAGAUGAUCACUGAUCCAAAAUGUAAAUUGAAGACACUGAGGCUGUUGAAAAGUUCUGAUGCAGAGGAAGCCUGUAAGUUUCUAACUGAAAGUGUACAUACAAAUCCCAUACUGCAGAGAGAGCUGGAUCUGAGUUGGAAAACACUAGAAGACUCAAGAGUGAAGCAGCUCUCUGCUCUACUGGCAGAUUCACACUGCAGACUUCUGGAACUUAGACUGAAUAAGAGUGGAGUUAAUGAGGAAGGCUGUGCUGCUCUUGUGUCAGCUCUUUGUUUAAAUCCUUCACACCUGAGAACACUGGAUCUGAGUGGGAAUAAAGUUGGUAAAUCUGGAGCGGAGAAGAUUGGCACUCUAUUGGAGAAUGCUAAAUGUGAACUGCUGAAACUAGGACUCAGUAACUGCAGUAUAACAGAGGAAGGCUGUGCUGCUGUGGCAUCGGCUGUGGAGAAAAAUCCUACACAUCUGAAAGAACUGGAUCUGAGUGGGAAUAAAAUAGGAGGUUCUGGACUUGAUCAACUCUCUGCUUUACUGAACAAUCCAAACUGCAUCCUAGACACACUGAGGCUCAGUUACUGUCAUAUUGCAGGGGAAGGAUAUGCUGCUCUGGCUUCAGGUCUGAAAUCAAACCCCUCAUCACACCUCCAAGAGCUGGAUCUCAGAGGGAACGAUCCUGGAGAUACAGGAGUGGAGCUGCUCACUAAUCUACUAGAGGAUCCAAACUGUAAACUGAAGACACUGAGGUUGUUGAAACGUUCUGAAGCCGAAGACGCCUGUUCUUCUCUGACUCAAGUUCUAAAUCUAAACCCCUUACUGCAAACAGAGCUGGAUCUGAAAGGGAAAAUACAAGGAGACACAAAAGUCAGGCAACUUUCUCUUCUGCUCGAAGAUUCACACUGCAGACUGCAAAAACUUGGGAUUUCAGACUGCAGUAUAACAGGGAAUGGAUAUGCUGCUCUGGCUUUAGCUCUGAAAUCCAACCCUUCAUCACACCUGACAGAGCUGGAUCUCAGAGGGAACGAUCCUGGAGAUACAGGCGUGAAGUUGCUCACUGAUUUACAAAAAGAUCCAAAAUAUAAACUGGAGACACUUAGACUAUUGACAAGUGAUGAUGCAGUAGAAGCCCAUGCUUUCCUCUCUGAAUCUUUAAAAAGAGAGCCCUUGCUUCUAACAGAGCUGAAUCUGAGCUCAAAAAAACUAGGACCUACAGAACUGAAGCAACUCUCUGCUCUACUGAUGGACUCUCACUGCAAAUUAAAGACACUUAAGCUCAACAAAUGUGACCUAACAGAGAAAAGCUGUGAAUAUCUGGCCAAAGUUCUCAGUUCAAAAGAUUCCAAACUGACUGAGUUGAACCUCAGUAACAAUAACCUAGGGGAUUCAGGAGUGAAGAAACUCUCAACUGCGCUGAAAAAUAUACACUGUAAACUGGAAACCCUGAGGCUUUCAGACUGUAGUGUAGGCGAGGAAGGAUAUGCUGCUCUGGCUUCAACUCUAAAAUCAAAUUACUUAUCACUCCUGAAAGAGCUGGAUCUCAGUGGGAAUGAUCCUGGAGAUAAAGGAGUGGAGCUGAUCAGUAACACAUCUUCAGGAAAUAAACCAAGGAAAAUAAGGUUGUUGAAAAAUCCUGCUGCAGAUGCAGCCCAUGACUCUCUUACUAAAGCUCUCAGAAAAGAUCCCUUAUUGCAGACUGACCUGGAUCUGAGGAAGUACCAACCAAAGGAUGUAGGAGUAAAGCAGAUAUGUGGAGUACUGGAGGAUUCACACUGCAGACUGAAGACCCUUAAGCUGUAUAAAUCAGGCAGUAUUACAGAGAGAGACUGUGCUGAUCUGAUUUCUGCUCUGAUUGUAAACCCCUCACACCUGAGAGAGCUGGAUCUGAAUGAGAAUAAACUAAAUGAAUCAGGAGUGCAAAAGCUCUGCAUUCUACUGAAGAAUGCUUGCUGUAAACUGGAGAAACUGAAGCUAAAUAAGAACAGUAUUAAGGGCAAGGGCUGUGCUGAUCUGGCAUCAGCUCUUUCUUCAAACCUUUCACACCUAAGAGAGCUGGAUCUGAGUGAGAAUGAAAUUCAGGAUUCAGGAAUGAAGGAUUUUUGUGCUGUACUGAAGACUCAAAACUGUAAACUAGAAAAACUACUGCUAAAGAACUGCGGUAUAAAAGAGGAAGGCUGUGCUGCUCUGGCUGCAGCUCUGAAAUCAAACUCCUCACACCUGAAAGUGCUUGAUCUGUGUGGAAACAAACCAGGGACAUCAGUGAAUGACCUUGCUGAAGUGCUGAAGGAUUCAGGAUGCAAGAUACUAUUGGAUGCCUCUUUUAAGAACAUGAUUACAGAAGGUGUAAACACAGUAUUUUCUUGGUUCGGCUUUGGUUCUGAAAAUUCAGAAACAGCAAAUGAAACCUUGACUGCAAACACUGGGAAGGAAACAAAAAGAGAAGGUGCAGGUGGCAAGCGAUCAACCCCAAGUAAAAUGGAUGAGGCAAAACAACCACCAUCAUGGAGUGGAGGGGAUGAGGCAAGACCGCCUUUAGUGUGGAGUGGAGGGGAUGAGGCAAGACGGCCACCAGCGUGGAGUGGAGGAGAUGAGGCAAGACGGCCACCAGUGUCGAGUGGCAUGUAUGAGUCAAGAGAGCCACCAGUGUCGAGUGGCAAGUAUGAGUCAAGACAGCCACCAGUGUCAAGUGGAGCAGGUCUCGACUAUCUAGCUGAAGUGCCUAAAGGAGCAGAGACUAAACCUAGACAAGCAGAGCAGACUUCAAAGAAGUGGGGUGACUAUGGCAGAGGGGAGCAGGGCACUAAGAAAAGUUCAGAAACAGAUCACACACAAGAUCCACUCAAAUCUACUCUGAAAAAAUAUAGGAAAAAGUAA
Colossoma macropomum (tambaqui) is the source of this 6689-nucleotide messenger RNA. RefSeq names its product protein NLRC5-like. Gene Ontology annotation, molecular function: protein binding. Lineage: Eukaryota; Metazoa; Chordata; Actinopteri; Characiformes; Serrasalmidae. The record is from RefSeq and is a predicted model, not a curated record.